AUGAAAAGAUGUUAUCCUGUUCUUAAUACUGCCAAUGGAGUGGGUGUCGGUGAUGCAACCCUUCCAAUUUGGAGGGAUCACUUCAAGACCUUGCUGAACCGGCAAGCGCCGUCAGGUCCUGAGCUCGGGCACGUUGAUAGACCGACAGAUGCGGUUAACGAGGAGCCACCGACCGAGUCGGAGGUUCUAGUCUGUAUUCAAAAGAUGAUAAAUGGAAAAUCUGGUGGAGAUGACGGAAUUAGCACAGAAAUGCUGAAAUAUCUUCCUCCGUCAGGGAUUCGUGAGAUGACAAAGAUCAUCCGUUCAAUAUGGAUAGACGAAAGGAUACCUGACUCGUAUAGACACGCUAUCAUAGUUCCCCUCCACAAGAAGGUAUCCGUCACGGACCCUAGGAAUUAUCGAGGAAUUUCUUUGCUGCAUGUUAUGUACAUGGUAUUGGGGCGGAUUAUCCUGGGCCGACUCAUUAAACAUCGCGAAGAAACAACGCGCGAUGAGCAAACUGGCUUCUGUCCUUUUUGA
Molecule: messenger RNA, 519 nt
Organism: Necator americanus (New World hookworm)
Lineage: Eukaryota; Metazoa; Nematoda; Chromadorea; Rhabditida; Ancylostomatidae
Exons: 1
Coding region: 1-519 (172 amino acids)
Source: RefSeq, a predicted model, not a curated record